Molecule: messenger RNA, 589 nt
Organism: Strongylocentrotus purpuratus (purple sea urchin)
Lineage: Eukaryota; Metazoa; Echinodermata; Echinoidea; Camarodonta; Strongylocentrotidae
Product: histone H3.v1
Exons: 6
Coding region: 146-589 (147 amino acids)
Source: RefSeq, a predicted model, not a curated record
UCCCGCCAACGAUGAAAUUCGUUGAAUGCAAGCAGGGUCCGACAAAGGCACGAUUGCUCAAGUUUAGGUGACGGUUAUAACCUGAAGAUACGGUAGCUUCCUUUCUUCUAUUCUCAAGUUCCAUUCAAGAAAAAGACUCGUAGCCAUGGUUGGAAUCACAGAUACAAAUGAUGGAAAAAUUCUGGAAAAUACUGGCUACCUUUACAAUGAGAUCGCUACAAAUUAUCCAUCAAAUAAUUAUACACAGUUGUGCAAUGAACUGGGCGUUAGGUUUGCUGAAUCACAGAGCAUUUUACAAAGGCACCUUUUAAAUUCUAAGAAAGCCUUGAAAGAGGUUUUCAAUAUUUGGGAAGCGAAAGGAAAUGCGAAAGGAAAUGCGACCAGAGCUAAACUGGAGUCUGCUCUGAAGAAGGCUGAAACCGGUGCACUAUGUUCCAUAGUAGCGAAGCACUUUGCAAAUGUUGAAGUUCAUGAAGAAGAGGAGGAAUCUGAUGAAUCUGAUGAAGAUGAAGUUCGUGAAGAAGAGGAGGAAUCGGAUGAAGAUGAAUCUGAAGAAGAAGAAGAGGAGGACUCAGAUGAAGGUGAUUAG